AUGUUCCCCUCGUCUGGACUUGUGCAAGGAGACGGGGAAGAUUUUACCGUUGUUCCCAAUAGCGAAAUAGUCGUAUCUAGGACGGCGUUCAAGGACAAUUCCUCGCACUACAGCCUGAACGGGCGUCGAGUCCAGUUCAAAGAGGUCGCCUCUAUGCUGCGCUCGCACGGCAUCGACUUGGACCACAAUCGGUUUCUCAUACUGCAGGGCGAAGUGGAACAGAUCGCAAUGAUGAAACCGAAGGGUCAGAACGAGCAUGAAUCCGGGAUGCUCGAGUAUUUGGAGGACAUCGUGGGCACGUCCCGGUAUAAGGACUCGAUAGAGAGGUUGGCCAUCAAAGUGGAGGAGUACAGCGAGAUGCGCAAGGAGAAGUUGAACCGGGUGCGCCUAGUUGAGGCGGAGAAGUUGCAGCUGGAGCAGCCGAUGAGGGAGGCCGUGGAGCAGAUGAACCUAACGAACACGGCGCUGCGCACUCGGAACACGCUGCUACAGAAAUACAUGCACGAAACCAACAAGAUCAUCGAAACGAAGAAUGCGGAAAUGGAUGAGCUGAAACAGACCUUGGCCAAUAUCGAUUCCGCUUUGGCGGAGAUAGAGGGAGAGUUGAGGGAGAAGAGCGAAGUACUGAAAACGGGGAUGCAGAAGUUCGAAGCGACGCAGAAGAAGAAAGAGGAGAUCUCGGAGAAGCUGCAGUCUUGCAAGAGGAAGACGGUCACCGUCCAAGCAGAUCUCACGCAGGCCGGGAAAAAGAAGAAGAAUUUAGAUCAACUCCUCGAACAGGAGAAGGGAAAGCUCAUAGAGUUAGAGCUGAUUCCGGAUAAAAACAGACGCGAAAUAGAAGAUUGCGAAGCCCUGCUCGUCAAGCAUAAAGAGUGCAAGCGGCUAGCUGAAGAAGAGUUGCAGACCGUUAUGGCAGGAGUGAGAUCCAAAACGCAAGGCCUCCAAGAGACCAAGGACAAACUGCAAGCCAAACUCAUCGAGCUCAAGAAGAUCGUGGACGAUUCGAAGAAGAACUACAAGCUGGCGGAAUCCGAGCUGAAGCUUUAUCUAAGCACGGAAGAGAAGGAGACAGCGAAGUUAGAGAAGAUGAAGGAGACUUAUGAGAAGGCUGUGAAGGACGUAGAAGAGAAGCAGCUAUGGUUCAACGAAUUGUCAGUCACCGCGCCGACAAAUGAGAGAGAGUUUAACGAUGUCAAGGAGAAGUUGCAAUCACUGAAGCAGGAGGAGACUAAUCUAUCCAACGAAGCGAGAACUGUACGUGCCAGUCUAGAAGAGUCCAGGCAGGCGAUGAGCGCAAACCGAUCGCGCGGCAGAGUAUUGGACUCGCUGAUGAGGGAGAAAAGUAGCGGCAGGCUGCCAGGAAUUUUUGGUAGACUUGGCGACCUCGGCGGCAUCCCGCCGCGCUACGACGUAGCGAUCUCUACGUGCUGCGGCGCUCUAGACAAUAUCGUAGUGGAUACCGUAGAGACUGCGCAAGCGUGCGUAGAGCACCUAAAGAGGCACGACGUAGGCCGCGCGACCUUCGUAGCGCUCGACAAGCAGCAGCACUUGAUACCGCACUACGAGCGGCGCGCCACUUACCCGGAAAAUGCACCUCGACUGUUCGAUCUGAUAGAGGUGAGAGACGAGCGGGUGUUGCCAGCCUUUUACUACGCCCUGCGCGACACCUUAGUUGCCAACGAUUUGGAACAAGCCUCACGCAUCGCCUACGGCCGCACCAGAUAUAGGGUGGUAACACUGAAUGGUGACGUUAUAGAGAUUGCCGGCACAAUGUCCGGCGGUGGCAAGACGACCAUGCGCGGCAGGAUGUCCAGCUCCGUGCAGCAGGACACCAGCGAGCAGGACCCGAGGCUGCUGCAGCAGAAGGAGGAGAGGCUGGCCGCUUUGGAGCAGAGGGUGGCGGAACUGCGCGGCGAGCAGUUGACUCUGGAAGACAGGCUCUCCUACCUGCAGAGGACAACUAGAGAAGGGAAAACGACGCUGAACAAACUCAACAUCGAACUGAACAGCUUGAAGGAGCAAAUUCCUUCGUUACAAAGUCAAAUCAGACAGCAGGAGAGCAAAGCGCUGGCCAGUAGAGUUGACGCCCAGCAGAAGGAGACUCUAGAAGCCGCUUUGAAGAAUUCGGAGGAAAAGUUGGAGAAAGCCAGAGUGGACGCCGGCGAAGUGGAGAAAGAAGUGCAAGCAGUCGACGCGAAAAUCUCUUCGGUGGCCGGUGGUAAAGUGAAGAAUUUACAAGAGACCGUCGACGACCUCGCCAAGAAAAUCGACAAGAUAUCCUCCGAGAUAACCAAACUCAAAGUCGCUAUCAGCAGCAGCAUAAGGAACGCAAAGAAGUCGAAGGACAAAAUCGAGCAAAUGGACGCCGACCUAAAGGAGACAGAGAAGAACCUGGAGAGUUUGAACAAUCAGAAGAAACAGCUGGCCUUGGAAAAUACGCAACUGCAGAGGGACUUUGAAGAGGUGGAGGAGGAACUGAACGAGGGCUCCGGCGAGUUCUCUGACCUGAAGAAAGAAAUCGCCGCUCUCCAAAGCAAGGAGAAUAAGACGAAGAGCGAACGAUUGGAAGCGAGCAACGCCGUCAGCAAAAUGGAGAAGUCCAUACAGGACUGCACGAGUAAAAUACCGAUGUGGGAGAAGGAGCUGUCCUCGCUCAAGCUGGAGGACCCCGCGCUGGAGGGGGUCGCGGGCGUGGAGAGGCCGGAGCCGCUGGAAAGGCACUCGCCCGAAGAGCUGGAGGCGUGCGCCGUGGAGGAGCUGCGCGGGCGGCUGGCCGCGCAGAGGGCGAGGCUGGGCGACGCCAAGCCCAACCUGCAGGCGAUACAGGAUUACAGGACAAAGGAAGAGCUGUAUUUGAAAAGGGCUGCCGAGUUGGAUGAGAUCACGACAAGAAGGAACGAGAUUCGACAAUUAUACGACCAGCUGAAGAAGAAACGGACCGCAGACUUUUUAUCGGGCUUCAACACGAUAACGGCGAAACUGAAAGAGAUGUACCAGAUGAUCACGCUGGGCGGCGAUGCGGAACUGGAGCUGGUCGAUUCCUUGGACCCGUUCACCGAGGGAAUAACCUUCAGCGUACGUCCGCCGAACAAGUCCUGGAAGAACAUAUCGAACCUGUCCGGUGGCGAAAAGACCCUCUCCUCUCUCGCUCUAGUGUUCGCCCUUCACUACUACAAACCGACGCCUCUCUACGUCAUGGACGAAAUCGACGCGGCUCUGGACUUCAAGAACGUCUCGAUCGUCGCCAAUUACAUCAAGGAGAGAACGAAGAACGCCCAGUUCAUCAUAAUCUCACUGCGUUACAACAUGUUUGAGGUUUCGAACCGUCUAGUGGGCAUCUACAAAACAGAAGAUUGUACGAAAUCGGUAACCAUAGAGAAUAAAGUCCCAGAGCAAACAUCCUGUGAUGUCAUGACC
Messenger RNA from Iphiclides podalirius (scarce swallowtail), 3417 nucleotides. The record is from the annotation of a GenBank genome assembly. Lineage: Eukaryota; Metazoa; Arthropoda; Insecta; Lepidoptera; Papilionidae.